UUCAACGUUUACGUUGGGUCCCAACCACUCGUCUCUCCGCAACCCAUAUCUCCAACUUCCCCAUGGCGAGAGCCUAUUUUUACAUAGGCUCCGCCACUGCCACUUCCACCCCGCUCUCCUCCUCCCCCUUCCGCCACCGUAAACUUCCAGCUCACAACCAUCGCUCUUCCCCUCCUCUCCGCUCCUCAACCAACACUACCACCCCGUUGACAAUGUCCAACCAACCUACCCCUCACCCCUCCCUGGAAGUUAUCGGUGGAGCUCGGGACUCAUUCCUCCCAGCAUUCACAAGCCUUCACACCCCUUAUCAUCCUUACCCUUUUAUCGCUUGGAAUAGACACGUGGAGACCAUCUUUGCCGCGUUUUUUCGUUCGCUCCCUGAUAUCAAAUUCCGGCGUGAGUGCCUCCGUACAAAGGACAACGGCACCGUUGCACUUGAUUGGGUCUCCGGUGACCGAACUCGCUUGUCUGCCGUUGCCCCCGUCCUCAUUUUGCUGCCAGGUUUGACAGGAGGGAGUCAGGACUCGUACGUGAGGCAUAUGUUGGUGAGAGCAAGGAGCAAAGGAUGGAGGGUUGUGGUGUUCAAUAGCAGAGGAUGUGGUAAUAGCCCUGUCACCACUCCUCAGUUCUAUUCAGCUUCAUUUCUCGGAGAUAUGUCAGAAGUAGUGGCACUUGUCAACAACCGGUAUCCGAAAGCCAAUGUCUAUGCUGUUGGAUGGUCUCUUGGCGCCAAUAUUCUUGUUCGUUAUUUGGGUCAGGAAUCUCGAUCCUGUGUUCUUUCUGGUGCUGUAUCAUUAUGCAAUCCUUUCAACUUGGUCAUUGCUGAUGAAGAUUUCCGUAAGGGCUUUAACAUUGUUUAUGACAAAUCUCUAGCAAAUGGUCUCUGCAAAAUUUUCACCGAGCAUGCUCCUUUGUUUGAAGAGAUGGAUGGUGAAUACAAUAUCUCAGCAGCUGCCAAUGCCAAAUCUGUCAGAGAAUUUGAUGAAGCUCUAACACGAGUGUCAUUUGGAUUCAAGUCAGUGGAUGACUAUUACUCGAAUUCAAGCAGUUCAGAUUCCAUAAAGAAUGUCUGCAUCCCUUUGCUCUGUAUUCAGGCUGCAAAUGAUCCAAUUGCUCCUUCUAGAGGAAUUCCUCGUGAAGAUAUUAAGGAUUGACAGAUGUUAUUUUUCGGCACUUCUAGUGCUGGCAGUAGACUAUUGGUGUCACAUUUAGGCAACUAUCAAAAUGUUUGGUAACUCAAUAUAUUGUUUAUGUUAAGGACAAUAAUUAAAAGAGCGAUGAUGCAGUCAAUUGGUUGUGUCAUCCAUGAAUAUGUAUAUGGCUGGAACUCAGGAAUUGUACAUAUAUAUGGAUUUUUCCUUUGACUAUGUAAAAAAAAUUUUCAAUAAAGAAAAUCCACCUAUACCCUUAUAUGGCGCACGGUAUGAUGAUGAUUGGUCUAGCGAAGUAUCUUAGACAAACUUUGCUGUUGACACUAGUGCAAAAUGGAGAAAACUGAGAUAUUUGUUACUUGCAUACUCUGUUGUACUCCUUUCGCUUUUCGUGUUCAAUUUGGUCGAUAUGAGUUCUUGGACUAAUGAUGUUUUUAUUUAGCUCAUCUUAUUGGGCUGGUCCCAAUUCUGCUGCCAAAUAUCAGUUUACUUCCCUUUUUUCCAUGAGUUUUUUUUUAUUGUACCAUAUCCCAGGUGCUGAAUCAAAACUGUCAUUCUUUUACUUGGCCUACAUAGACGUGUUUAUGGCUCUGUUGUACUUCAUUUAUUUUGAUGCCAGUUGAAGUUCUCCAGAUAAUCAGCAUUUUGCACUUUUACUUUUUUUCUCAAUAUCGCCUUCUCAGAUGGCAACAACUUGGCUGAUUUCUCUUGUAUUGGCCAUCUGUUUUGUUUAACAAAUCCUUUGUUCA
Molecule: messenger RNA, 1900 nt
Organism: Coffea eugenioides
Lineage: Eukaryota; Viridiplantae; Streptophyta; Magnoliopsida; Gentianales; Rubiaceae
Product: embryogenesis-associated protein EMB8
Exons: 8
Coding region: 63-1154 (363 amino acids)
Molecular function (GO): short-chain carboxylesterase activity; monoacylglycerol lipase activity
Source: RefSeq, a predicted model, not a curated record